GCCAAUGGGAGUGAGUUAUGGCUGUUAUGCAUAACACACACAGUGUAUAGGCUUUAAGCGUAUAGAGAAUGCAUGACUAGUGGCACAGCAUUGCUAUAGCAUUAGCACAACGUUUAAUACAGCACUCAAUGCUAUAAUACAGUAUAAACCGGCAAAUCAUUCAAUACCUCUCUCUCAUAGAGAGAGAGUGAUAACUUAGUCACAAACGCCAGUAUAUAUCCACAGAUAAUCACAUAAAUUCAUAUCUGAGAGAAAAUCUUGUAAUUUGACGUCACAUUGAAAUCGCGAUCACAUUUGCAUCUGCGGUCACUUCCACUGUCGGGAACUGUUUAUAUACUGAAAUCAAUAGACUGUUGUAUAAUAAGUCACUUCUCACGCAAAUCUCCAUAAGUAAUGGAUAAUAAGGACGAAUUGGUUCAAAGGGCUAAACUGGCGGAACAGGCCGAGAGGUACGACGAUAUGGCCGCCGCCAUGAAACAGGUCACUGAGACCGGCGUCGAGCUGUCCAAUGAGGAGCGAAACCUACUGUCCGUGGCCUACAAGAACGUUGUGGGCGCCCGACGGUCCUCCUGGCGGGUCAUCUCAUCCAUCGAACAGAAGACCGAAGGAUCCGAACGGAAACAACAGAUGGCCAGAGAAUACCGCGAGAAAGUGGAGAAAGAGUUGCGGGAAAUCUGUUACGAUGUGCUCGGACUUCUCGACAAGUUUUUGAUCCCAAAGGCCAGUAAUGCCGAAAGUAAAGUGUUUUACCUUAAAAUGAAAGGCGAUUACUACCGAUAUCUGGCCGAAGUGGCCACUGGUGACCAAAGGAACAGUGUUGUGGAUGAGUCCCAAAAGGCCUAUCAGGAGGCGUUUGACAUAAGCAAAAGCAAGAUGCAGCCGACGCACCCGAUCCGGUUGGGUCUGGCGCUCAACUUCUCUGUAUUUUACUACGAGAUCCUCAACUCUCCCGACAAGGCGUGUCAGCUCGCGAAACAGAAGUCAUAUCAGGAGGCGUUCGACAUAAGCAAAAGCAAACUACAGCCCACACACCCGAUCCGUUUGGGUCUGGCGCUCAACUUCUCGGUGUUUUACUACGAGAUCGUUAACGCCGCCGAUCGGGCCUGUCAUCUGGCCAAACAGGCGUUUGACGACGCGAUCGCGGAAUUGGACACUCUUAACGAAGAUUCCUAUAAAGAUAGUACGCUCAUAAUGCAGCUGCUCAGAGACAACCUUACGCUCUGGACGUCUGACACACAGGGAGACGGAGACGAACAACAAGAGGGCGGAGAUAAUUGAUAAAUAUAUUUCGGAUCCGUUCUCUGCAUUCCCAUCAAAAUCAAUAAUUAUUAUUAAUAAAACAAAUGUUCGCAUCUCUUCUCAACUCCUGUCCCCUUCCCUACCGUU
Medioppia subpectinata is the source of this 1386-nucleotide messenger RNA. Lineage: Eukaryota; Metazoa; Arthropoda; Arachnida; Sarcoptiformes; Oppiidae. The record is from the annotation of a GenBank genome assembly.